AUGUCGUCUCCAGCCACUGCGAAGUCAUAUGAGGAGAGACGCGCAGAAGUCGUUGCAGCUACUGCCCACACCAUUGAGCUCGCUCAGAAUGCGGACCGACAGGCUAUGAGCCAUGCACGCCGUACCCGCCAGGGUAAAGAUGACUGGGAGGGCCUUACGGCCAAUGAACAAGCUGCCGUGUUAGCUACAACGCAGCAGGAUAUCAUGGACAGGCGCACCGCUCGUGGUAUUGACGCCAAUUCCCGCCUCACAGCCGCUAUUAAUGAUGAGAGUGCGGCUAUUGCGGCCAUUAAUGCAGAGGAGCUGGAGGAGAAGUUGAAGGCCCUACCAAAGGGUGAAGGCAAAGCUACUGGCAAGACAUCGACUAGUGACAGCGGUGAAGAAAAUACCUUAAAGGAUAGCCUCAACGGCUUCAUAGUCGGGGUUCGUGUAGAGGAGGAGGAGGAGGUGGAGGAGGAGGAGGAGGAGGAAGAAGAGGAGGAGGAGGAGAAGGAGGAGGAGGAGUAA
Molecule: messenger RNA, 507 nt
Organism: Pseudogymnoascus destructans
Lineage: Eukaryota; Fungi; Ascomycota; Leotiomycetes; Thelebolales; Thelebolaceae
Exons: 3
Coding region: 1-507 (168 amino acids)
Source: RefSeq, a predicted model, not a curated record